Molecule: messenger RNA, 1193 nt
Organism: Zalophus californianus (California sea lion)
Lineage: Eukaryota; Metazoa; Chordata; Mammalia; Carnivora; Otariidae
Exons: 3
Coding region: 12-662 (216 amino acids)
Source: RefSeq, a predicted model, not a curated record
UGCUCCGCGCGAUGGCUCCUGGGAAUUGUGGUUCCCGACCAGGCCCCGCCUCUGGCUCUGCGGCGCCGACGCGCGCUCUUGGACCCGAGAGGGCCUGCGCUCGCGCGUGCGGCCGCCCCGGGCAAGUGCCCUGCGGGCUGGGUCAGCGGCCGGCCGCGUCCGGUGCGCCGGCGAACUACGAACCACGGGAAAGCUCUUCGUCUCAGGGCUACCGCCGUCCUUCCCGCUUCCAGGCGGCAGACGUGGUCCUCCCCGCAUCCAGGAAGUCGCCAAGCCCCGAGCGUCUCUCAGAAGCCCUUCGAGGUCCCGGAAAAGCAGUCCUUUCUUCCCGGUGCCGGCUUAACCGCUUUGGCCCGUGCUCACCACCGUUGGCUGUGUUCACUGCGGAGACCAAAGAAGCUUGGAGAGCCCCAGGGGCAGAAGAUCCCUCCUUUAACACCUUUGCCGUACCCUUGACGUCCAUCCACAGCUUUGCUGAUGACCUCGGCUACCAAGGGAGCCAGGAGCUGACCAGUUGUUCAAUGGCCUUUUCCAGAGGCUACAUGACAUGUGACAUUGCAAUGGACCGAACGCAGAAGCUGAGCUGCGAGUCCAGCCGUCCUGCAGUAAAGAAGUCUGCAAACAUUAAAACAAGGCCACUCUCUGCUCAAGUUUUGUUUUAGGAAAUUGAAGCUAUUUUUUAAAAGAAUAUGCUGUUUAUGUGAACAUGUAGUUGAUUUACUCUUAUUUUAAGAUGAAUUAAUAAACAUUCCUUACGUUUCUCAGUCUUAAUUUCAGAUGCAGUGAAUACUGAUAGAUCUAACCCAAAGAAACAAAAGCUCUUUGGGGUCCUCAGUAAUUCUUAAGCGUCUAAGGUGGUCCUGAGGCCAAAAUGAUCAAGAACCGCUGCUUUAUUAUGUCGCCUCCAGUCUGAAAACAUGGAAGCUAAGACUCAGAAAGGUGGAGCAACUCACUUAAACCCGCACCACUAAAGACGGUGGCCAAGUAUAUGAACCCCAGUUUGCUGACGCCAAAUCUCCCUUCCUCCAACUGUUCCAGCGGCUCCUACGGCCUAGUGUGGAUCAGAAUUAGCCAGAGGGCUUGUCAGAAGCCUUUCUCAGCUACUGGAUUUUUUUUUUUAACCAGGUGCAUGCAUUACUUUGAUGUAUAUUUUUAAUUAAAUACUUAAAAAAAUAAUUUAAAAUAAGUAAGUU